AUGGCUGGUAACCAACUGUUUGAUUUUCCUCCUGUUGAUGACCAGAGAGAUUUACCUCCUAUUCACCCCCCUGCUCCGCCAGAAUGUUUGAGGCCUGGAGCUUCAGACAAUGCAGCAGUACAUUACCAGUCACAAAAUGAGUCUGUAUUGGUCAUUCCGAAUGAAGGUAUCUCUGGCAAAGCUACAUUUGCCAACUCAUCCGAGGAUAGUUGCGCUGCAUAUCCAUCUGACAACAGUAGAACUCGUCUGAUUAAACCAACACGACAGAAGGAAAUUCAGAGGCAAGUUCUUCCACAAGCUCCUGAUUAUGUUGGCUUUAACAGCAGCUUUAUCCAAGCUGGUUUUGCUUUCAGCUUUGGCAUCUUUAUCACAAGAGUCAGAUCAUACUGA
Candidula unifasciata is the source of this 390-nucleotide messenger RNA. Lineage: Eukaryota; Metazoa; Mollusca; Gastropoda; Stylommatophora; Geomitridae. The record is from the annotation of a GenBank genome assembly.